Aphanomyces astaci is the source of this 3344-nucleotide messenger RNA. RefSeq names its product PEK protein kinase, variant 2. The coding region runs from base 616 to 2628 and encodes 670 amino acids. Lineage: Eukaryota; Oomycota; Saprolegniomycetes; Saprolegniales; Verrucalvaceae. Gene Ontology annotation, molecular function: ATP binding; protein kinase activity. The transcript is spliced from 7 exons. The record is from RefSeq and is a predicted model, not a curated record. Gene Ontology annotation, biological process: protein phosphorylation.
AUGAACUUCUCUACAGCCAGCAUUAAACGUUUCUAUUUAAUGACGAGGGAAUCUUCCAUCAUAAUGUCACUAACGUACAUGGGUGGCAAGAAGGCGGGGUAGGGGAUCUCGAUCCAUAAUUUCAUUGGCCAAUAAGAUUCCGUUGAGCGUCUGAAACAUGAUUUCAAUGGAGCGCAUCGUUACACCGCGCAACAGGGCGUCGAGCGAGGGGGCGUCCGUGCGCCACGUCGCUCAUUCCCAACGCUCGGCUUCCAUCUCGUCGAGGCACUGCUGUUGAGGCUGCGUUUCCCUCCAUGAAGGCGCCGUCACGAGUGGUGGAGUGUUCAGUGCCUAGUCGCCAAUCUCCCCCUGCCACGUCACUUUCAUCGUCGUACUGCAAGUAUUGCACAUCACCAUUAACGUCAACGACAUCACGAUGCGAAAGUGCACGUACCGUAGAAUUACAUCCAUCACACAUACACACAUAGGAAGGAUGUCAUGGCGGGGCGGCUCCUUUGCCGCCGGCCAAGCCACAAGGGAGCAUCGACCCGCCUUGUCACAAGGUUGCACAAGUGCCUUUCUACGACUUGUGCGGUAUGAUUGGUCAAAACUUUGGCAUCGAAGGAGUUAAUACGGAUGUUGGACCGAAUUAUCCGGAAUCGAAUUGCGAAUGCAUCAAACUUGCGCCGGCGCUACGUGUACCGACGAAGCGGGGAAGGACGACGUGUCAGGCUGGUAAUGGAUUAUGCAGAGAAUCUGCGUCGAUCGCCCGUGUUCCGCGGCUCCUUUGACCCAUCGACCUCUGACCAUGGAACCACCAUGCCCACUAGCAACCCAAGAGGAAGUCCCGUGGAGAGGCAUCUGCGUCCUGCGCGCCAUGACGUGCAUGAGUUCAAACUCGACCAUAUCCCGGCUCAAGCGGCAGCUACCUUUGACCGCUUCGAACCAGAUGAGACGACUACACCCGACACAGACAGCAUCCCCGUUCUGUGCGAGAAGCAGGUGACGAUCAUCGUGUUGCUGGCACGGGUAUGCACCGUUUACGACGCGACGCCCAAGACAUUUGUGGCCAACGUCCUGCGCCUCCAUCGUCUCGGCAUUAUCGACUCGAUCGCGUUCCUCGCCGACUUGGGUCUCCUUCCCACGUCUCCAUUGGCGGCAUCUUCGUCACCACGACACGACUUUCUCGAGCCAUGGGACGCCGACCCACGCGGCCUCCACCUCAUUCCGCAGACGCUCAACAUGUCCCGGUACGCGCGGGACUUUGACGAGCUGUGUCUUCUCGGCCGAGGGGGUUUUGGCCACGUGUUCAAAGCCCGCCACAAGCUCGACGGGCUGUGCUACGCCAUCAAACAAGUGCACUUUCUCAACAAGGGGUACCAAUCUCCCUUGGUUCAAAGCGUGCUUCGGGAAGUACAUUGCUUGGCGCGGUGCGACCACCCAAACGUGAACCGGUACUACGGCGCAUGGCUCGAACCGACGUGGAUCCCCAUGGGUCCAUCGGCGUCCGCGGCGGCGGCACCAGAUGCGCAUGUCCACAUGUCCAGUCAUGGCGUGUCGCUGUCGUCCAUCGAAGCCAAACGCGAGAAUCGCCACCUGAUUGAAGACAUCCGACGGUUUGUGGACCUCCAGAGCAACCCCUCCGACGACAGCCUGUCGUGGCGCUCCACCACGUCGCAGACGCGGUCCUUUGCCGAGUAUUCGGAAACGUCGUCGCUUGAAUUCGACCACAGCAACGUCGCGUCCCAGCAAAGCAAUUUUAGCGACUUGCCCAUGUACGACCCGAACGACCACCGCCAAUCAUGUGACAACGUGUCGACUUCUUCGUCACAGAGAAGCGCCCGUCGCAUGUCGUUGGACCAUCGUCACAUGCAGCUCAAGUUGGUGCCCCAACCCCCCCCUCCCAUGGGUGUGCAGCCCAAAGCCAACGGAUUCGACUGGGCGUUCCACUUGAAGCGCCACUGGAAUAUUUCCCAUCCAUCGCUCAAGCCAAAGCAUGCCCAUGGUGUUGGUCGUACGACCAAGAGGCAACUGCCGCGCCUCGGGAUGGACGGCGGCGGUGAUGGUGGCGGCGAUGGUGGCGGCGAUGGUGGCCUCCACACUUCAAGCGGCGGGCCUGCAUUCACGUACCAAGUGACGCUGUACAUCCAAAUGUUUCUCUGCGAACAAUCCACCUUGCAAGAUUGGAUCGACGAGCGCAACCGCCUCCAGCGCGCCGUGAACGUGCACGAAAAUGUGACACUGUUUCGCCAACUCGUUGACGGGUUGCUGCAUGUCCACGCCAACGGCAUCGUCCAUCGCGAUUUGAAGCCGAGCAACGUGUUUCUGGCGCGCGACGGGUCGUUGAAAAUCGGCGACUUUGGCUUGUCCAAGCUGCUCCUACUCGCGGACGACGGGAUCAUGAGGCGUCCACAUGACGAGCCGCAUCCUACGGAUAAACGCCCCACCUUUGCAGAAGAAGGAGCCGACGACGACGAUCCGCGGCAUACUCGGGGCAUCGGCACCAUGGCAUAUGCGAGUCCGGAACAGGUGGCCGGUCGCGACUACGAUGUCAAGGUGGACUCGUUCAGCUUGGGCAUUAUCUUGCUGGAGCUGUUUGCGCCGUUUCAAACGCGGAUGGAACGCGCCGACGCGUUGACCCGUACGUAACGAGAGGGAUAUGGAGACGACCUCUAUAAUUCUAUACACAACAGUCUACAUUUUUAUUCGUUUGUACAUACUUUAUAUCAUAUUGUGGCCUUUACCCAAUGUUUGGUUGACUUUGGGGCUGAUACUUUGCCACAAAUCGAUUGAUUGAUCGAUUCUUUGUACUGACUUUUGUAUGGAAAAAGGUCGUGGUGAUGGGUAUCAUCAAUCACACUGAUUGAAUUCAUACACUAAUUUGACGUUGAUCUGAUUAUCUAAAUAGUAGUUGUGCCGAUUAGUAUCCUUCUUUGGUUGUGUCGAAUAUUCCUUGUAUAUAUAUAUAAAUAUCGCACCAAUUUCGAAGAAAUACAACCCACAUAUGGUGUCGUCAUCGAUAGGAGUACGACGGCAUCCGUGCGAGUUGCCCGCGCACGUAACUGCGGUGUAUCCAGAGGUUGCCGUCAUGAUCAAGGGGCUCGUGGCCCCCAUCGCCGCCGACAGGUGGAGCAUGCACACGACCAGUGCGUACUUGACAGCCACGUUUCCAUUGAACACGGAUGAACGGCACGAAGAAGUGCACUCGCUACGCCAACAACUGGAGGCCAACCAGGCGCUAGUGGCCCACCAAGACGCCAUCAUCCAAGACCUAAGGCGGCAACUCGCGGCCGCAUCGCUUUAAACAAAGCACACUCGAAUUAGAAUAAUAUAGAAAUGAUUAUACAUGUCCAAGUGACUCGACG